GAUUUUCUAUAGAAAAACAGAAGAGGUGCUUCUUGCAUCUGAAGAGUUAAAUGUUGUGUGUGUGCAGAAGAAGCGAUAGCUGAAGAAAAGCAUGUUCCCCUUUUGAAGAGUGAUCUUGGCUCCAGAGUUGAGGCUGUUGAGGUGGUAUAACUGUCUCCAGAAAGUUACAGAAGAGAUGCUAUAAAAGCACUGCAAAAUGAAUGCUGUUUGGUAAAAAUAAUGUACUGAGGGAAAAGAAACACAGAUUGACUCGGUGACAACCCUUUUCUGCUUUCUCAGAGUUGAAUUCUCUUGGCCUUGCCCUUUGUGGUAUUCCACGUCAGUGAUGAGGAAGUGUACUGCAAACCUUACAUCUAGAGCAGGUUGAGCAACUGAGGUGAAAUUAGUUUGGGGAUGUGAAUACAAUGAGUGUAAACCAGCAUACUCACGCGGGGCCUCCUUAUGGGCAACCUCAGCCUGGAUAUCAGGGCUACCAGCAGCCUGCCUACGGAGGACAGCCAUUGCCAGGGGUUCCUCACGCACAGUAUGGAGCUUAUAAUGGUCCGAUGCCAGGAUACCAACAGCCAGUCCCUCCACAAGGUUAUUUUCCUUCCUUGGGGUUCCCUUCGAAGGGCUCUCCUGUUUCUCUCAACUCUGACACUUCUCUUGCACCUAAUUUCAUAGGUUCAGUCAGAGCCCUUCCAACUUCUGGAGCUCCCCCUCCAGCCAGUGGAACAUCUCUUCCUUCUGGCCACCAGGGGUACAGUCAGUUUGGACAAGGAGAUGUGCAGAAUGGGAUCCCAACCUCAACAGCACCAAUGCAGAGGCCGCCUGCUUCUCAGCCGUUCCUGCCAGGCUCAGCACCUGCGCCUGUCAGCCAGCCAUCUACGUUCCAGCAAUAUGGUCCCCCUCCAUCCAGUGUACAGCAACUCAGCAAUCACAUGGCAGGGAUGACAAUUGGCAGUACUUCAAUCUCUGCUCCUCCCCCAGCUGGACUGGGAUAUGGUCCCCCAACAUCGGUUCCCCCGGUCUCAGGGAGCUUCAGUGCAACAGGAUCUGGUCUCUACACACCGUACACUGCGAGCCAAGGACCCCCUCCUCCCAGUGUGCCUCAGGGUCUUCCUUUGGCACAGCCUCCCUUUUCUGGUCAACCAGUUCCAACUCAGCGCUUACCUACUGAAGUCCCUGGUUUUGCUCCGCCUCCGUCUUCUACGGGGAUUGGACCUUCCUCUUACCCUCCUUCCACAGGUGCCCCAAGGCUGCCUCCCAUGCCCGGCCCACCGCUGUCUGGGCAGACAGUUGCUGGACCACCGAUGUCCCAGCCUAAUCAUGUGUCCUCACCACCACCCCCAUCAACUCUGUCAGGGCCUCAACCAGGGCUUCCCAUGAGUGGCCUUCAUGGACCACCUCCACCCACUCAUCCUCCUCAGCCAGGAUACCAAAUGCAGCAGAACGGUUCCUUUGGACAGGUGAGGGCCCCCCAGCCAAACUAUGGCGGAGCCUAUCCAGGCACACCAAAUUAUGGAAGUCAGCCUGGACCACCACCACCAAAACGCUUGGAUCCAGAUUCAAUUCCUAGCCCUCAACUUAAUGAGCUGCCACCCCAGCAGAAACCCAGACACAGAAUAGACCCAGAUGCAAUUCCUAGUCCAAUCCAAGUGAUUGAAGAUGACAGAAGUAACCGUGGAUCAGAACCAUUUGUCACUGGAGUGAGAGGGCAGGUCCCACCUCUCGUUACUACCAAUUUCCUGGUCAAGGAUCAAGGUAACGCAAGCCCCCGUUAUAUACGAUGCACGUCUUACAAUAUUCCCUGCACCUCAGAUAUGGCCAAACAGUCCCAGGUUCCUCUAGCUGCUGUCAUAAAGCCGCUUGCUACUCUACCCCCAGAGGAGACCCUUCCUUAUUUGGUGGACCAUGGAGAAUCUGGUCCUGUCCGAUGCAAUAGGUGCAAGGCCUACAUGUGCCCUUUUAUGCAGUUUAUUGAGGGCGGAAGGAGGUUCCAGUGCUGUUUCUGCAGCUGUGUCACUGAGGUGCCAGCUCACUACUUCCAGCAUUUGGAUCAUACUGGAAAGCGAGUAGAUUUCUAUGAUCGACCUGAGUUAUCACUGGGUUCAUAUGAGUUUCUGGCAACAGUUGACUACUGCAAGAAUAACAAGUUUCCUAGUCCACCUGCUUUCAUUUUCAUGAUUGAUGUGUCUUACAAUGCUGUGAAGAGUGGCUUAGUGAGACUAAUAUGUGAAGAAUUAAAGUCAAUCCUAGAUUAUCUGCCCAGGGAAGGCAACAUGGAGGAAUCGGCCAUUCGAGUAGGCUUUGUCACUUACAACAAAGUAUUACACUUCUACAACGUGAAGAGCUCGUUGGCACAGCCACAAAUGAUGGUUGUCUCAGAUGUGGCAGACAUGUUUGUGCCACUCCUCGAUGGCUUUCUGGUGAAUGUGAAUGAGUCCAGGACAGUUAUUGCCAGCUUGCUGGACCAGAUUCCAGAAAUGUUUGCAGACACAAGAGAAACAGAAACUGUUUUUGGACCUGUGAUCCAAGCAGGGCUGGAAGCACUGAAGGCAGCUGAGUGUGCUGGCAAGCUCUUCAUUUUCCACACCUCUCUGCCCAUUGCAGAGGCCCCAGGGAAGUUAAAGAACAGAGAUGAUAAGAAACUGAUCAACACAGAUAAGGAGAAGACUUUGUUUCAACCUCAGACAAGCUUCUACAACAAUUUGGCCAAGGACUGUGUAGCCCAGGGCUGUUGUGUGGAUCUGUUCCUGUUUCCAAACCAGUAUUUGGAUGUGGCAACAUUAGGUGUAGUAACUUAUCAGACAGGAGGCUCCAUUUAUAAGUAUGCAUAUUUCCAGCUUGAGACAGACCAAGAUAGGUUCCUGAAUGACUUAAGAAGAGAUGUCCAGAAAGAAGUGGGGUUUGAUGCUGUGAUGAGAGUACGUACAAGCACAGGCAUUCGAGCAACUGACUUUUUUGGAGCUUUUUAUAUGAGCAACACAACUGAUGUGGAGAUGGCAGGCUUGGACUGUGACAAAACAAUCACAGUUGAAUUCAAGCAUGAUGACAAACUGAGUGAAGACAGUGGUGCGCUCCUCCAGUGUGCUCUGCUAUAUACAAGCUGUGCAGGACAGCGGCGACUCCGGAUUCACAACCUCUCACUGAACUGUUGUACACAGCUUGCUGACCUCUAUCGAAACUGCGAGACAGACACACUUAUAAAUUACUUGGCUAAAUAUGCAUAUCGUGGAGUUCUGAAUAGCCCAGUAAAGGCUGUACGAGAUUCACUGAUAAAUCAGUGUGCCCAGAUUCUGGCUUGCUAUCGAAAAAACUGUGCUAGUCCAUCUUCUGCUGGCCAGCUGAUUCUUCCUGAAUGCAUGAAGCUGCUUCCUGUCUACUUGAAUUGUGUGUUGAAGAGUGACGUCCUUCAGCCUGGUCCAGAGGUCACAACAGAUGACCGUGCCUACAUUCGUCAGUUAGUCACAUCCAUGGACGUGGCAGAAACAAAUGUCUUCUUUUAUCCCAGGCUUUUGCCCCUGACCAAAGCAGAUGUUGACAGUGAUUCCUUACCGGCAGCAAUCCGAAACUCAGAGGAACGUCUCUCCAAGGGUGACAUCUACCUGCUGGAGAAUGGGCUGAACAUCUUUGUGUGGGUGGGAGUGAACGUGCAGCAAGGCCUGAUCCAGAACCUCUUUGGAGUGUCAUCCUUCAGUCAGAUUAGCAACACCUUGAGUACCCUGCCUGUCCUGGAAAACCCCUUUUCAAAGAAAGUACGGUCUAUUAUUGACAUGCUUCACCUGCAGAGAUCCCGAUACAUGAAGUUAAUAAUUGUGAAGCAAGAAGAUAAGCUGGAAAUGCUCUUCAAACAUUUUCUGGUGGAGGAUAAGAGCCUAACUGGGGGGGCUUCAUAUGUGGACUUCCUGUGUCACAUGCACAAGGAGAUUCGGCAGCUACUGAGCUAGAGGAGGGAGUGGUGCUGGAACUCAGCAGUGACAUUUCAGUCUUCUCUAAUGAUCUGAUCGGAAGGUCCAGCGCCCUCAAAAAGGACAACAUAGAAAUCUGUACAAUUCCAUAAUUUUUAAUACACAUGACAUAAGCAGAAAUCCUUUCAACCUCUCCUGGUCCCAUAUGAGAGAUGAAUUCUUUUUCCUGGUGAGGGCUAAAAAAAACAAAAACAACAAAAAAAAAGGGCCUUUGAUACCAGGUCUUUUACUUGUAUCUAAAUUGUUUCCUGUGCUUGGCAGGAGUUCACCCCCCGCCCCAUGCUCGCUAAUCCCGUUGUAAUGAAUGUAGUUUUUUUUUUCAGUUCACUGUACAUGAUUCAACAUUGGGUGAAAAAGCGAUAACUUCAAAAUCUCUAGUAGUUGCUGUGUGUUUGUAUGGGCGCGUGGGCACGCUCCUACUGUACAGAGGGUGUGCAGGUUGGGAGGGCAAGAGGCAGGUUGGGUGAUGGGAGCUGAAGCAGCCAAACAUUUCCUUUCUCUUUGUAGAGGAAGAAUGACAUUGCAGAGCACAAGUGUAUCGUAUUUGUCUGAACCAGAAAUCUUCCCCCCCCAAAAAAAGCAUAGAAAGCCAGUAGGCAGCAAGACAGAUUUAUUUCUGCUUUCUUCCCUGUGCUGUAAGUUGAUCUGCAGAUCUGCACUGGAGGAAGUAAUAAUUCAGUAACUAUCAACAGCUUCUGAACAGCACAGGGGUAGUUAGUGCUUCUUGUUGGUAUGAGUGGUGACUCCUUUCUUUCUCAUUUCACAGCCCUGUGAUAAUAUCCCACUCAGUCCAUGUUCUGUAGACUCUCUUCUUCUGCAGAAGAAUCUAUCCAGAUGGCAGUGAGAGCAAAAUCCUCUUAAAGUUGAGCAGAAAAUACUGUUAAAAGGUGAUUUGGGGCUGUGUGGGAGCUGGAUGAUAAGGAACUGGCCCCUUUGGGCCACACUUGUAAUUCAUAGCAGACAAGCAGGAGUAUGAUUUCUACUGACCCAAAUUUGAGACAGCUUCGUGCCCUGGAUUACAAGGAACAGGGGACAAAAACUGAGGUUUAGACUGCCCUGUAUUAGGUAUUGCAAGUACCUGAUUUCAGUUACUGGGAAGGGUUUUGGCCGUAGUGAAGUUUCAUCACUGGAUGUUUAUACCCGCUUUCCAUUCUACCUAUCAGCUUGCACAAAUCCUUUUUAUAAGCCUAUUUGUUAAACUAAAAUACCUCAGACACGAGUCCAUCCACGUUGGCCACUCUGCCACUCCAUUCUGCGGGGAUGGUUGAGAAGAAUUCUGUGAAGAAGGAGCAACUGCAAAUCAGAUUCAGAAUUUUAAGGGCUUUGAUCCUUCACUAUGGGAAGGGGGAUUGUGUAGCAGUUUGGGCACUUAACAAGUGUUCUUAAACUUCCCUGGAGUUUGAGCACUACAAGGGGGAGGAAAAACUGUGGGUGGUUAGAGGAGUUAUUGUCUGGGCUUGAUGCUUCAGAGAAAACAUUCUUAUUAGGAUCAGAAAAAUAUCUGGCUGUGGUUAUAGUUCCAUAUCCUGUAGCAUGUAUAUAAAUCCAUUUUUCUUAUGACGCUGCUGAUUUGUCUUCCCUCCCAUCACUACAUAGAAAAGGGAGUAUGGAGAAACUCUGACAAAGUAGUUGACAAAACCUUCCUUGUUUUUGUAUGAAUGUGGCUGACGUUUUAUUCCAUGCAUUGCCUCCACCCAAAAGAGCUAGAGGAUUUUUAACCACAUGGGGAAAAUCUUCCCAGGAAUAUAAGGCUCAGCAACCACAACUUUCCACAGAUACUAAUUUCUAGUGUUAAUACUGAGGGGCGUGGGGGGUGAAAAUGAGAUCGUAAAAUGAACCUUUCAUUUUCUUCACUUGUUUUUUUCCAAUGCAUCUUUUAAUUUGUAAAGAAAUAAAAAUAUAUUAAGAUGUAUUUUAUGUCAUUGUUAGUAAAUAAACACUGCUUAUUUUUCCAAA
This is a messenger RNA of Tympanuchus pallidicinctus (lesser prairie-chicken), 5906 nucleotides long. It is a transcript of the gene SEC24C, whose product is annotated as SEC24 homolog C, COPII coat complex component. NCBI's taxonomy places the organism in Eukaryota, Metazoa, Chordata, Aves, Galliformes, Phasianidae. The transcript has 26 exons. Gene Ontology annotation, biological process: intracellular protein transport; endoplasmic reticulum to Golgi vesicle-mediated transport; COPII-coated vesicle cargo loading. The record is from RefSeq and is a predicted model, not a curated record. Gene Ontology annotation, cellular component: COPII vesicle coat; endoplasmic reticulum exit site. The coding region runs from base 405 to 3929 and encodes 1174 amino acids. Gene Ontology annotation, molecular function: zinc ion binding; SNARE binding.